This is a messenger RNA of Propithecus coquereli (Coquerel's sifaka), 4823 nucleotides long. RefSeq names its product GLI family zinc finger 2 (gene GLI2). The transcript has 13 exons. Gene Ontology annotation, cellular component: nucleus. Lineage: Eukaryota; Metazoa; Chordata; Mammalia; Primates; Indriidae. Gene Ontology annotation, biological process: regulation of transcription by RNA polymerase II; smoothened signaling pathway. Gene Ontology annotation, molecular function: DNA-binding transcription factor activity, RNA polymerase II-specific; RNA polymerase II cis-regulatory region sequence-specific DNA binding. The record is from RefSeq and is a predicted model, not a curated record.
UUUGUCUUCUCUUUUAGGGCUGCCACCCGGGACGAUGAGCGGCUGAGAUGGAGACGUCUGCCUCAGCCACUGCCGCGGAGAAGCAGGAAGCCAAAAGUGCGAUCCUGGAGGCCAGCGGCUUCCCCGACCCCGGCAAAAAGGCCUCUCCUCUGGCGGUGGCCGCGGCGGCGGCGGCGGCAGCGGCUGUAGCUGCCCAAGGAGUGCCGCAGCACUUCUUGCCACCAUUCCACGCGCCCUUACCGAUUGACAUGCGACACCAGGAGGGAAGGUACCAUUACGAGCCUCACUCUGUCCACGGCGUGCACGGGCCCCCCACCCUGAGCGGCAGCCCUGUCAUCUCUGACAUCUCCUUGCUCCGGCUUUCCCCACACCCUGCCGGCCCUGGGGAGUCCCCCUUCAACGGCCCCCACCCGUACGUGAACCCCCACAUGGAGCACUACCUCCGUUCCGUGCACAGCAGCCCCACGCUCUCCAUGAUCUCUGCAGCCAGGGGCCUCAGCCCCGCAGACGUGGCCCAGGAGCACCUUAAGGAGAGGGGACUGUUCGGCCUCCCUGCCCCGGGCACCAACCCCUCAGACUAUUACCACCAGAUGACCCUCAUGGCGGGCCACCCCGCACCGUAUGGGGACCUGCUGAUGCAGAGCGGGGGUGCCGCCGGCGCUCCCCAUCUCCACGACUACCUCAACCCCGUGGACGUGUCGCGGUUCUCCAGCCCGAGAGUGACGCCCCGCCUGAGCCGCAAGCGGGCGCUGUCCAUCUCCCCUCUCUCAGACGCCAGCCUCGACCUGCAGCGGAUGAUCCGGACCUCGCCCAACUCGCUGGUGGCCUACAUCAACAACUCACGCAGCAGCUCAGCCGCCAGCGGCUCCUACGGGCACCUGUCGGCAGGUGCCCUCAGCCCAGCCUUCACCUUCCCCCACCCCAUCAACCCCGUGGCCUACCAGCAGAUCCUGAGCCAGCAGAGGGGCCUAGGCUCGGCCUUCGGACACACCCCACCCCUGAUCCAGCCCUCACCCACCUUCCUGGCCCAGCAGCCCGUGGCCCUCGCCUCCAUCAGUGCCACCCCCACCCAGCUCAGCAGCAGCAGCAAUUGUCUGAGUGACGCCAACCAGAACAAGCAGAGCAGCGAGUCGGCCGUGACCAGCACCGUCAACCCCAUCGCCAUUCACAAGCGCAGCAAGGUCAAGACCGAGGCGGAGGGCCUGCGGCCGGCCUCACCGUUGGCCCUAACUCAGGGCUGGGUGUCAGGACACGGCUCAUGAGGGUGUGCACUUCUCCUCCCCCAGGAGCAGCUGGCUGACCUCAAGGAAGACCUGGACAGGGAUGACUGUAAGCAAGAGGCUGAAGUGGUCGUCUACGAGACCAACUGCCACUGGGAAGACUGCGCCAAGGAGUACGACACCCAGGAGCAGCUGGUGCACCACAUCAACAACGAGCACAUCCACGGGGAGAAGAAGGAGUUCGUGUGCCGCUGGCAGGCCUGCACUCGCGAGCAGAAGCCCUUCAAGGCGCAGUACAUGCUGGUGGUGCACAUGCGGCGGCACACGGGCGAGAAGCCCCACAAGUGCACGUUCGAGGGCUGCUCGAAGGCCUACUCGCGCCUGGAGAACCUGAAGACGCACCUGCGGUCCCACACCGGGGAGAAGCCGUACGUGUGCGAGCACGAGGGCUGCAAUAAGGCCUUCUCCAACGCCUCGGACCGCGCCAAGCACCAGAACCGCACCCACUCCAACGAGAAACCCUACAUCUGCAAGAUCCCGGGCUGCACCAAGAGAUACACAGACCCCAGCUCUCUCCGGAAGCACGUGAAAACAGUCCACGGCCCAGAUGCCCACGUCACCAAGAAGCAGCGCAACGAUGUGCACCUCCGCACGCCGCUGCUCAAGGAGAAUGGGGACACCGAGGCCAGCACCGAGCCUGGUGGCCGGGGUUCCGAGGAGAGUGCCGAGGCCAGCAGCACCAGCCAGGCCGUGGAGGACUGCCUGCACAUCAAAGCCAUCAAGACCGAGAGCUCCGGGCUGUGUCAGUCCAGCCCCGGGGCCCAGUCAUCCUGCAGCAGUGAGCCCUCUCCUCUGGGCAGUGCCCCCAACAAUGACAGCGGCGUGGAGAUGCCGGGGACGGGGCCCGGGAGCCUGGGAGACCUGACAGCCCUGGAUGACACGCCCCCAGGGGCCGAUGCCUCAGCCCUGGCUGCCCCCUCCGCUGGUGGCCUGCAGCUGCGCAAGCACAUGACCACCAUGCACCGGUUCGAGCAGCUUAAGAAGGAGAAGCUCAAGUCACUCAAGGAUUCCUGUUCAUGGGCUGGGCCGGCUCCACAUACCCGGAACACCAAGCUGCCUCCCCUCCCGGGAAGUGGCUCCAUCCUGGAGAACUUCAGCGGCAGCGGGGGCGGCGGGCCAGCAGGGCUGCUGCCCAACCCACGGCUGUCCGAGUUGUGUGCCAGCGAGGUGACCAUGCUGAGCCAGCUGCAGGAGCGCCGCGACAGCUCCACCAGCACGGUCAGCUCGGCCUACACCGUGAGCCGCCGCUCCUCCGGCAUCUCCCCCUACUUCUCCAGCCGCCGCUCCAGCGAGGCCUCGCCCCUGGGCGCCGGCCGCCUGCACAACGCCAGCUCAGCCGACUCCUACGACCCCAUCUCCACGGACGCGUCGCGGCGCUCGAGCGAGGCCAGCCAGUGCAGCGGCAGCUCGGGGCUGCUCAACCUCACGCCGGCGCAGCAGUACAGCCUGCGGGCCAAGUACGCGGCCGCCACGGGCGGGCCCCCGCCCACGCCGCUGCCCGGCCUGGAGCGCGUGAGCCUGCGGACCAGGCUGGCGCUGCUGGACGCGCCGGAGCGUGCGCUGCCCGCUGCCUGCCCGCGCCCCCUGGGGCCGCGACGGGGCAGCGACGGGCCUGCCUACGGCCACGGCCACGGCCACACGGGGGCUGCGCCCGCCUUCCCCCACGAGGCCCCGGGCUGCGGUGCUCGGCGCGCCAGCGACCCCGUGCGGCGGCCCGACGCCCUGGCUUUGCCGCGCGUGCAGCGCUUCCACAGCACCCACAACGUGAACCCCGGCCCGCUGCCACCCUGCGUGGAGAGGCGGGGCCUCCGCCUGCAGACGCACCCGAGCGCCGACAGUGGCCUGGCCCACGGCGCCUAUUCGCCCCGGCCGCCCAGCAUCAGCGAGAACGUGGUGAUGGAGGCCAUGGCGGCGGGGACAGACGGCGCGGGGCCCGAGGCUGACCUGGGGCUGCCGGAGGACGACCUGGUGCUGCCCGAUGACGUGGUACAGUACAUCAAGGCUCACGCCAGUGGCGCUCUGGAUGAGAGCGCAGGGCAGGUAUAUCCCACAGAAGGCACCGGCUUCUCUGACAACCCCAAACUGCCCAGCCCCGGGCUGCACGGCCAGCGCAGAAUGGUGGCUGCAGAUUCCAACGUGGGCCCCUCUGCCCCUGUGCUGGGAGGCUGCCAGCUGGGCUAUGGGUCACCCUCCAGCCUGAACAAAAAUAACAUGCCUGUGCAGUGGAACGAGGUGAGCUCCGGCACCAUGGAUGCCCUGGCCAGCCAGGUGAAGCCACCACCCUUUCCUCAGGGCAGCCUGGCCAUGGUGCAGCAGAAGCCAGCCUUUGGCCAGUACCCAAGCUACAGUCCACAAGGCCUGCAGGCGAGCCCUGGGGGUCUGGACAGCACCCAGCCACACCUUCAACCCCGCAGCGGAGCCUCCUCCACACCCAGGGUAAACUACAUGCAGCAGCUGCAACAGCCAGCGACAGGUGGUCAGUGUCCCAACAUGACCACCGCUAUGAGCCCCCAGACAGGCUAUGGCCAAGCCCACCCCCAGCUGAGCCCCAGCACCAUCAGUGGGGCCAUGAACCAGUUUCCCCCAUCCUGCAGCAACGCGACAGCCAAGCCAGGCCACUUGGGGCACCCUCAGCACACAGAAGUUGCCCCCGACCCAACCAUGAUGGGCAGCCGGCACAGGGAACUCGGGGUCCCGAAUUCAGCCCUGGCCGGGGUGCCACCACCUCAUCCAGUCCAGAGCUACCCACAGCAGAGCCAUCAUCUGGCAGCCCCCAUGGGCCCGGAGAGCUACCGCCAGGGCCCCAACCUCCUGCCUUCCCACCAGCCUGGCUUCAUGGAGCCCCAGCCAGGCACAAUGGGGGUGUCUGCUGCAAGCUUUGGCCUAGUGCAGCCCCGGCCACCCCUUGAGCCCAACCCUGCUGGCCGCCACCGGGGGGUGCGUGCUGGGCAGCAGCAGUUGGCCUAUGCCAGGGCCACUGGCCAUGCCAUGGCUGCUAUGCCAGCCAGCCAGGAAACAGCAGAGGCUGUGCCCAAGGGUGCAGUGGGCACCGUGGUGUCACUGCCGCCUCAGCUGCUUCCCCAGGACACAGGCGGGGCCCAGGACCACAGCAUGCUCUACUACUAUGGCCAGAUCCACAUGUACGAACAGGAUGGAGGCCUGGAGAACCUCGGAGGCUUCCAGGUCACACGGUCCCAGCCACUGCAGCCACAGGCCUGUCCAGACAGCAUCCAGCCCCAGCCCUUGCCCUCGCCAGGUGUCAACCAGGUGUCCAGCACCGUGGACUCCCAGCUCCUGGAGGCCCCCCAGAUUGACUUCGAUGCCAUCAUGGAUGACGGUGAUCACUCAAGUUUGUUCUCGGGUGCUCUGAGCCCCAGCCUCCUCCACAGCCUCUCCCAGAGCUCCUCCCGCCUCACCACCCCCAGGAACCCCCUCACCCUGCCCUCCAUCCCCGCAGGCAUCAGCAACAUGGCCGUGGGGGACAUGAGCUCCAUGCUCACCAGCCUAGCCGAGGAGAGCAAGUUCCUGAACAUGAUGACCUAA